UGCGACGCUGCUUGCUGCCGGGGAAACGGAGUUCUGAGGGUGGACGGAAUUGUGCCGGUGGACUAAAAACUCCCGCCAUUUCGACAAGGAAUUAACCUCUUGAUUGAUCCCGGUUACUGUUUCGCGAGAGUUGUUAGCGUUGUUACCUGAUACGAAGAAGCUCCGACAGUAUGAAAAUGCAACAAAGACAAUUACUUACGCGAGAACAGGCCUAGUUUGCAAAGACUUUGGGAGUUGCACAGCGCGCCAGACCUCUCCUGCUUCGGCUGCGAGUUUGAUUUCGGUGCGGUUUGAAUCCUUUCACGUUCAUCCGGAGGAGCUAAAAGUUUACCAACUAUCGUCUAUCAACCUGUUUUGUAUCUCAAGACACUGUGUAUAAACCCCAACAUGACGCCGCUGCUACAGGAGAGGAGACGGCUGCGGUGAGGCGGGAGGCAAGAAGCGCUCUGUUAUUGUUUUGCCUCGGCUAGCUGCUCCGCUAGCUGCUCCACGUUGAGCGCCGGGCCUGCCGGCGGUAACGUGAUACGUGCUAUCGUUAGGCUGAUUAUUUCGUUGCACUUUGGAUACAUGCGAAGGACAUACUUUUAUAUAUUAUUGUGCUAGUUUGUCGCUAGAAGAUCUGAUUAUAUCUUUUGGCACCAGUGCCAUUUGUGGAGUUUGCAAUGGCACCGCUUCUGGGCCGGAAACCUUACCCACUAGCUAAGCCGCUAGCCGAGCCGCCAGGCCCGGGAGAGGAGGUGUACAUCAUCGAGCACACCAAGGAGGCCUUCAGGAACAAAGAAGAGUAUGAGGCACGCUUGCAGAGGUAUGGUGAGCGCAUCUGGACAUGCAAGAGCACCGGGAGCAACCAGCUGACGCACAAAGAAGCAUGGGAGGAGGAACAAGAAGUCACCGAACUGCUUCAGGAGGAGUAUCCUCAGUGGUUCGAGAAGCCGAUCCUGGAGAUGGUCCACCACAACACAGUGUCUUUAGACAAACUGGUUGAAAUGGCAUGGGUGGAAAUCCUCACCAAGUACGCUGUUGGUGAAGAAUGUGACUUCCUGGUGGGGAAGGACAAAAGUUUACGAGCAAAGGUGGUAAAGAUUCAUCCCCUAGAAAACUCAGAGGGGGAGACAGGGGAGAAGAAGCUUGAAGGUGCCUGUGACUCUCCAUCCAGUGACAAGGAGAACGCAAGUCAGGAGAACCAGAGGAAGGAACCUCCUCCUCGUGAGGAGGAGAACAGGAGGGAGAGUCUCAGCGACAGAGCACGACGUUCACCAAGGAAACUUCCCACUGCCAUGAAGGAAGAGAGGAAGAGAUGGGCGAUGCCCAAAUUCCUUCCCCAUAAAUACGACGUGAAGCUCAUCAAUGAGGAUAAGGUGAUCAGUGAUGUCCCAGUGGACAGUCUUUACAGAACGGAGCGCCCUCCAACAAAGGAGAUCAUGCGCUACUUCAUCAGGCACUACGCUCUGAGGCUGGGCAUGGGAGAGAGUGCCCCCUGGGUGGUUGAAGAUGAACUGGUGAAAAAGUUUAAUCUGCCCAGUAAAUUCAGUGACUUUCUUCUUGAUCCACACAAGUUUUUAGCGGAGAAUCCCUCAGCAAAGCGCAAGAGCUUGACAUCCCCUGAGGGUAAACCUAGCAAAAAGCUGAAGACCCCUGACACACCUGGAGAGGAUUCAGGAAAUGAGAAGGGAGAGAAGAAAAGGAAGAAGAAGAAAGACGCUCUGGGGAUGCCCCUUAGUCCUACCAUCUGGGGCCACAUGCAGAAAAUUAAAAUGAAUGGUUCCCCACUCAAGGUAAAGAACUCUGGAACUCCUAAAAAAGGAGAAGGGAAAAGCUCGACUCCAUCCACUCCAAAAUCAGGCAGAAAAUCUGGGGAAAAGAAAGAAGGAAAGAAAACUGGAAAGAGCGGUGAUAAGAAGCUCAACGUCCUCAAAGCUUCUAAAAAGGAUGGGAAAGCUGGUGCCAAAACACCAAAGAUGAAGCAGAUGACUCUGCUGCAUCUGGCUAAGAGCACCCCUGCUGGCAGCCCUAAGAAGCGAGCCCGUAGUACUGGCAUGGGUACACCUAAGCUGGGGAAACCAUUGCACCCUAUGGCUCUCCACCUCCUUCGUUACUAUAAGGAGAACAAGGGCAAAGAGGAUAAAAAGAACUCGCUUUCCUCCCUCAUCUCAAAGGCUGCAAAGACCUUGUCGCCAGAUGACCGGGGCAGACUACCCGAGGAGCUCAAGGAACUGGUGCAGAAACGCUGGGAGCUGCUGGAGCAAAAAAAGCGAUGGGCAGCCAUGAGUGAAGAGGAAAGGCAGGAAGAGAUGAAGAAGAAGCGUGAGGAACUCAAAGAGAAACUGCGAGAAAAAGCCAAGGAGAGGCGCGAGAAGGAGAUGCUGGUCCGUCGAGAACAAUCACGCAGAUACGAGGACCAGGAGAUCGAAGGUGGCAAGACCCUGCCCACAUUCAAGCUCGUAGACAUGCCCGAGGGGUUGCCCAACACCCUAUUUGGCGAUGUGGCUAUGGUUGUGGACUUCCUUAACGCCUAUGCUGGGCUGCUGAUGCCAGAUGACCAGUAUCCCAUCACAGCAGUAGCACUGAUGGAAGCACUGGCUGGGGAACGCUCAGGCUUCCUCUACCUGAACCGCGUGCUGGUGGUGCUGCUCCAGACGCUGUUGCAGGACGAGCUGGCAGAAGGCUACAGUGAGCUCGACAUGCCCUUAUCCGAGAUCCCCCUCACCAUGCACUCAGUGUCGGAGCUGGCUCGGUUGUGUCUGCGGCCAUGUGACGCUCACGGUGAGGAGAGCGGCCAGGGAUCAGAGGACGCUGGUGCAUUGGGUGGCUUUGAUGACGUGGUGACAAGUGAAUUCCUGGAGAAGCUCGAGACAGUUGAAGUGUUUGAACUUAGCCCCGAGGAGAAGGUCAACCUGCUGGUGGCGCUGUGCCACCGCAUCCUCAUGACCUACUCAGUAGAAGACCACGUCGAUUCAAUGCAGCAGCGAUCGGCCGAGCUGUGGAAAGAGCGUCUGGCAAUGCUCAAAGAGGUCAACGACCGCAAGAAGGCUGAGAGGAAGAAGCAAAAGGAGAUGGAGGUCAAAGGGGAGAAGAAAAAAGAUGGGGGAGCUAAGAAGGAGAGCAAAAAGGAAGUAAAGGUGGAGCCGGAGCCGGAGCCAGAGGACAUGAUCAGCUCAGUGAAGAGCCGGCGGCUGAUGGCCAUGCAAGCCAAGAAGGAGAAGGAGGAGAUGGACAGACAGAACAAAGAGCGCAUGGAGAAGGAGGCUGAGGAGGAGCGCAUGCGUAAACAGAGGGCUGCUGCAGAGAGGAACUUUCAGGAUGGUAUAACCAAAGCCAGACUUGUGAUGCGCAGGACGCCACUGGGUACAGACAGAAAUCAUAACAGAUACUGGCUUUUCUCUGAUGUGGUUCCCGGUCUGUACAUUGAGAAAGGCUGGGUGCACGAAAGCAUCGACUACAGCUUCACCCCUCCGCCUGAGGAAAAACCAGCUGAGCCUGAGGCACCGGCGGUGGCGGCGGCGGCGGUGGAGGAGGAGGAGGACGGCGAGCCGGCUGCUACUCAAGAUUCACAAGGAGCUGAAAAGGAUGAUGGAAGUGUAGACGGUGCUAUUAGUGAAGGCGCCCAGCAGGGAGCAGCAGCAGAUGUCUGUAUAGAAACUACAGUUCCCAAACAGGGACAGAACCUCUGGUUCAUAUGUGACAACCCAGCUGAGCUGGAUGAACUGCUGGAAAGUCUUCAUCCUCAGGGGGUUAGAGAGAGUGAACUGAAGACAAAGAUACAAAGCAGGUACCAGGACAUCCUCCACUCCAUCCAUCUGACCCGUAAGGGCAAAAUGGGCCUCAGGACCUGUGAUGGCUACGCAGAGCUGCUCAAAUACCUGCGCAGUGAUAUUCAGGAAGUAGCCUCGCGACUCCAGAAGGGAGGCCUGGGAUACCUGGAUGACAAUGUCGACAUCGAAGAUCAGUUGAAAGAAAAGGAGAGCUUGAAAGAGUUUGGAGAGUGCAUCAUCACCAUUCAGGCCUGUGUAAUCAAAAAGUUCCUGCAGGGAUUCAUGGCUCCAAAACAGAAAAAGAAGAAAAAGCAAGGAGCAGAAGAAAGCAGCAAAGCUGAAGAGGUUGAUGAGGAGAAGAGGCUGGCGGAGGAGGCCAAGGUAGCAACGGCGGUAGAGAAGUGGAAGACGGCUAUCCGAGAGGCCCAGACCUUUUCCCGCAUGCAUGUGCUGCUGGGAAUGUUGGACGCUUGCAUAAAGUGGGACAUGUCUGCAGAGAACGCCCGCUGCAAAGUCUGUCGCAGGAAAGCGCUCAGGCAGCGUCCAUCUGUGCUGCAGCUGAUGGAGUCUAGGCCCAGAUCCAAACGGGGCAGCAGCAGGCACAGAGCAAGACAGGCUAGUAGUGUCAGGCAGGUCUACAUACAGCGCUGGCAGCUCCGCAGGCCAACAGGUGACGACGAGAAACUUAUCCUCUGUGACGAGUGCAACAAGGCCUUCCACCUGUUCUGCCUGCGACCUGCGCUGUACCGCAUACCUGCUGGCGAGUGGUUGUGCCCGGCCUGCCAGCCCACUGUGGCCAGACGUGGCUCCCGUUCAAGGAACUAUAACCAAGACACAGAAGAAGAUGAUGACGAGGAGGAGUCUGAAGAGGAUGACUCUGAGGAAGAUGAAGACGAUGAGGAAGAGAAUGACUACAAAGCCAUGGGGCACAGCUUGAGACCAAGGAAGAAAAAUAAGCAGUCUUCUUCUCGGCAGAAAAGUUCAAAAAGUAAAUCUAAGAAACAGUCGUCCUCUAGCAGCAAGCAGAGGACCGGCCCCAACAGCCCUGCAGACAUCGAUGAACUGGUGCGUCAGAGUUCCCAAUCAGGAGUACGCAGGCAGGCGCUGGAGCUGGAGAGAUGCGAGGAAAUCCUGAAGAAACUGAUGAAAUUCCGCUACAGCUGGCCCUUCAGGGAGCCUGUAUCCUCGGAGGAGGCCGAGGACUACCUGGACAUCAUCACGCAGCCCAUGGAUUUCCAGACGAUGCUCGGAAAGUGCAGCCAGGGCUCGUACCGGCACGCCCAGGACUUCCUGGAAGACAUAAAACUGGUCUUCUCCAACGCGGAGGAGUACAACCGGCAGGGCAGCACCGUGCUCUCCUGUAUGGUCAAGACGGAGCAGUCCUUCACCGAGCUGCUCCAGAAGCUGCUGCCUGGCCUCAGCUACCUCCGCCGGCGCUCGCGUAAACGCAUCAGCCAAGCUGCAACAUCUGAGGAAGAGGAGGAGGAGGAAGAAGAGGAAGAUGAAGAGGAGGAGGAGCAGGAAGAGGAGGAAGAAGAACCGAAGAAGAAGAUGCAGAAUGGCAAAUCAAACAGGAAGAAAACCAGAAAUGGUCGGGCACGGAGAGACGAGGAGAGCGAGAGUGAGGAAGAACAGGAGGAUGAGGAGGAGGAGGAGGAGGAGGAUGAUGAUGAUGGCAGGAGGAGAAGUAAGCGGACCUCUGCCACCUCAGGCAGGAAGGAUUACAGGGAGCAGGAUAGUGACGGCGAGCGGGACACACGGAGAACUCGGCAGCGGGAGGGCCAGGACGAUGCCGGGGGGGCGAGCAGUGACGACGAGCGCUCCAGCCAGCGACAUUCCAAGAGACGAAAACGCUCAUGAAGACCAGGGUGCUUUUUUUGUUUUGUUUCGUUUUGUCGUCUCUCUCUUUGCUUUAAAAUUUCUGUCCCGCUCUUCUAAAAAUGAUCAAGAGCCCUCCAUCUCCUCCUCCCUCAGCCAGCGGGACUUAAUCCUCAGAAGGACUUUUUUUUUUGUGUUAUUGAAUUUAUGUUCAUAUUUUGAAAAAUGACAAAAGAAAACUGAUUUAUAUUUGU
Messenger RNA from Thunnus maccoyii (southern bluefin tuna), 5824 nucleotides. RefSeq names its product bromodomain adjacent to zinc finger domain, 1B (gene baz1b). Gene Ontology annotation, cellular component: WICH complex. NCBI's taxonomy places the organism in Eukaryota, Metazoa, Chordata, Actinopteri, Scombriformes, Scombridae. The record is from RefSeq and is a predicted model, not a curated record. Gene Ontology annotation, biological process: chromatin remodeling. Gene Ontology annotation, molecular function: protein binding; histone H2AXY142 kinase activity. Bases 663 to 5612 code for a protein of 1649 amino acids. The transcript is spliced from 22 exons.